GAUGUAAUGAAGGAAAUCAAGAAAAUGCAGGGACCAUCAACGGUAACAGAGGAUGCUUCCAAGAAGAUGAAGAAGUCAUCCAAGAAACCUAAGAAUAUAGCUGCGUCAUCUUCGCAGUCGAUUUCAGAAAAGGCAAAAACUGAAGAGGUAACUAAGAAAGGGAAAUCGAGUGGUUCUAAAACGAAUGAGCAUAAAGGAAUGAUUCGUAAUUAUUGGAUUGAGUACUGGGACAGAAAGCAGAAGAGAUGGAUUUGUGUGGACCCACUUCGUGCAAGUGUUGAUGAGCCAAAUUCCAUAGAAGAGAACCUUACGAAGCCAGUCAGCUAUGUGUUCGCAAUCGACAGUGAGGGUGGAGUUCGUGAUGUUACUGCUCGCUAUGCUUCUGAUUUCUUGCGUCCGGAGUUCCGUCGGCUGCGCACUGCGCAACAGUGGAUUGCUAAGACUCUUAGAAAGAAGAUGAUACGCGCAAAUCGCGAAAAAAGUGAGUUGGAGGACUUCCAUAUGCGACAGGAGCUAAUCAGUAAACCACUCCCAACUACGCUUUCUGAAUUCAAAAACCAUCCUCUGUAUGUUCUCGAAAAGGAUCUAUUGAAGUUCGAGGGUAUCUAUCCGAGACCUGAGGACCAAAAGCCAUUGGGUGAAAUACGUGGGCAUAAGGUCUAUCCACGCACUACUGUGUACACCCUACAAAGUGCGAACAAUUGGAUAAAGUUGGCUAGGAGCGUUAAGGAAGGUGAAAAGGCAUACAAAGUGGUUAAAGCCAGACCAAAUAUUCGUGUUCCCGUCGAAGAACGUGAGCAAAGAUAUCUGGAUGUUUUUGGGUACUGGCAAACAGAACCGUAUCGAUGUCCCAAAGUUGAGAAUGUGGGUGUAUUGCUC
Messenger RNA from Strongylus vulgaris, 879 nucleotides. The record is from the annotation of a GenBank genome assembly. NCBI's taxonomy places the organism in Eukaryota, Metazoa, Nematoda, Chromadorea, Rhabditida, Strongylidae.